AUGAGGCCUGUGCUCAGGGAUAAAGCAGACAAAGGGGAAGUGGAACCAUUUAUAAGCUCUCCUAGAAAGGAUUGGUCAUUUCGUCUGAUUAAGGUUGUCAUCUUCCUGAUUAUUUUCACAGCUGGGGUAGUUCUAGGUUUGUCUGCGAGUGCCCACUUUACUCAGUACCUGUCACAUACCGAGGUUCUCUUUCCCUCCGCUCCUUAUAUGCCAAACGAUGAUAUGGACUUCGUGGGCAUAAAGAACUAUAUCGAACCAAAGUGGUUGCAGCAUAACAUGACAGAUCACGAACUUUUCUGGAGGGCGUCGAUGGUUCCGACGAAAACGCAGUUUCCAUACAAGAGAGUUCCAAGAGUGGCUUUCCUGUUUCUGACAAGGGGAGAUUUGCCGCUUGCGCCUUUAUGGGAAAGGUUCUUUCAUGGACAUAAAGAUCACUUUUCAGUUUAUGUUCAUUCUCCCCCUGACCACAAACUGAAUGUCUCCAAGACGUCUCCUUUCUAUGGACGCCAAAUACCGAGCCAGGUAUAGCACAUUAAGUUUUAUCCGAUUUCUCUCGAAAAAAAUUCGUAUGGUGUAUCAGAAGAGGUUUUAAAGACUCUCCCGGUAAAACUGAAGAGAUCGUUAAGAGUAAUUGUGAAGAAAUUUCUCAAAGCAUGUAUUGGCCUUCAUUAUUAUGUUUCUGUUAAAAAUUAAUUUUAGUAUUUCAGCUUUUUCAUAACAUUUUUAUGAAGACAUUGAUAACAGAAAAUAUGAGCUUGAUUAUUAUUUUUAUCGGUGGCCAAACAUGCCUCAGAGGUUGUCUACCUUUAGGAAGCAUUAGGUACGAGCUGGUAGUAAGGUUCAGACGACAUUUACCAUUUCUCAAUACGAAAACAAAUUGAAAGGUAUUAGACACUAUAUUGUUAGCCUUUAAAUGAAGGAACAGAUAAGAAAAGAGUUUUGAAUCGACGCCAGAACGUCGUUUCCAGAUUCCAGAUGUAACCUAAUGUCUGAAUGGUUUCCUUUCAUAUGAGUGAUAAAUUUUAAAUUUUAAAUUCUUCAGUAGUCUGCAGUUAUUGGGGAAAGAGUUCACGAAUCUUGUUUUCCUGAUUUUUAUAGGCCCCUGUAGUCAUUCAUUUAUCUUAUUAAUUCAUUUAAAGUUAAAACAGUAAAGAGAUUGAGUUUGUCUGUCGGUGCUGUUCUGGUCAUAUCGUCGUCCUUAUUUUACUCUUUUGUUAACAAACUGAGGCCCCUGUUAGUGUACCCCAAACCUGUCACCAUUGUACAUCAAUAGUUUUCAAGAUGGGAUUCAGAGACCUUUACUUCAAUUCCCAAAAUCCGAAGAUUUUGGUGUCUACGAUCUGAAUCACACGAUUUUUCCCAUAAAAUGGGCAAGGUCAUUAUUUUACCAUAAACAUUUUUAGUCACUACAUAUGAACAUUCUAACGAGAAAGAAGUGAAUUGAUCUUUCCUUGAUGUAAAUGAAGUUCACAACCCUUAUCGUUGAACCACUUCUCUCAACUUGGGAUUUUUUGCGAGGCAUUUGUUGGAGUCUAUCUCAAAUCUUUUCUCUUUGGUUGUCACUUCCUCAUAAAAGAUCUAUUUGCAUCAAGUAUUUGGAUAUGUGAUCAUGUUUCCGUGAAAAAUAGGUUUCACUCAUGGAUGACUUGGUUUCUUUCUGAAAUUCGCCAUACAUGUCAGCAUUUUACAAGUUCCAAGGAUAAAACUUUUAAAAGAAGAUCUAUACUGUUAAGACGAUUCCUAGUCACAAAUUAGUUGGCAAAAUCCAAGUGAACUAUGAGUCUCUACAAGAUAUCAGGUCUACCAGUCUUGUCUUCAAGAUGACAAUUGAUCCUAGUCUACAUGCAGAGGAGAGAUUUCAUUGCAAGUGCUCUUAUUUCAUGGCAAGAGAGCAUGUAUCUGCAUGUUUCCUUUUUCCUCUUUGCGGGCUUUAGCCAUGCCUUUAGGAUAUUUUUUUCCCAAGUAAUUGAUUAACCUUUCUUAAAAAUGUGGAAUGCUUUAGAUGGUUGCUUUUGUGGUCUUUGACACUAUCGUUUUGUUGGCGACAGUAGACCUCUAAGCAGCUACCCUAUGAUCUGUAUCACCACGAAGCAUCUUCAUAUACAACGAACAGACCGGAAAAAUGGUUACAACAGAGCAUUAAUUUGACCAUUUCUUGGGGGAAAUCCACAGAACAGUUAACGUACUUCAUCCACUGUCUUCCAUCCCAAUUCUCCUACCAAUUGAAUGUCAGAACAUUCCAAGGCAUUGUUUGAAUUGGGAAAUUAAAAAAAAACACUGAUGUCGGAAUCGGAAAAUAUGAAUCAUUUACCCUUUCAUGUUGGUCAUGCAUCCAUUCUCUCGAUGUCACACCAUUGAACAACUAGAAUUUUUGUUUUGUUUUGAUGGGCAUUGAACCUCUGCCAUGAGUACAUGCUUUCAGGAUUCUUUUAUGAAAUUAUUUUACAAUUGGAUAAUUUAGUAUUAAUCAAGAAGGAAAGAUGAAACAAUAUGCCGAAAAUUUAUGCCAAUCACACCUGGAUUAGAGAAUAGAAUCUAAGUAUUGUUCGUUGACACAACUCGUGAAAAAGAAUGAUUUCUUCAUUGUCCUAUAAGCUUUUUCUUCCAAUGCAGGGUGUUCAAUGGGGUUCAAUAUCACUGUUGGAUGCAGAGAAGCGUCUCCUGGCCAAUGCUUUGCUGGAUUUCUCCAAUGAGCGCUUCAUUCUUCUAUCUGAGAGCUGUAUACCCAUCUUUAAUUUCCCCACAGUCUAUCAGUACCUAACUAGCUCAAAGCAUAGCUUUGUAGAGUCUUUUGAUGAACAUACUCCACGUGGACGUGGACGUUACAGACGUCAAAUGGCUCCCCAGAUCAAGCUCUACCACUGGAGAAAAGGGUCGGAGUGGUUUGAACUGAACCGUAAACUGGCUGUGAAUAUAGUUGCAGACGUCACGUACUAUUCCAUUUUCAUGAAACACUGUAAGCCCUCCUGCUAUCCUGAUGAGCACUUCAUGCCCACCUUCAUAAAUAUGUUCCACGGGGCUCUGAACUCGAAUAGAACUAUCACCUGGGUCGACUGGUCAACACGUGGACCACAUCCAGCACUGUUUGGCCGUGGAGACAUUACAGUGAAUUUUAUUCAAUCGAUCAGAGAUAAUGGCACAGUCUGCACACAUAAUUCUAAGCCAACAUCGGUAUGCUUCUUGUUCGCCAGAAAGUUUGCCCCCAGUACCUUGGAGGCCCUUCUCAACAUCAGCUCCACAGUGCUGAAAUUUUGA
Spirodela intermedia is the source of this 3255-nucleotide messenger RNA. The record is from the annotation of a GenBank genome assembly. Lineage: Eukaryota; Viridiplantae; Streptophyta; Magnoliopsida; Alismatales; Araceae.